CUGGAGGGAGAGAUGAAAACAGACUGAUGCUGGAAUGGGGAGUCUGAGCAGUGGAGACCACUGGGGGUGGACAUGGAGGUAUCAUGUGGGAGAGGUAGGGCACAGGGCCUGAGGCAGGUUAAAAGCAUGGAGCAGAAAGCUAAACAUGGAUGAGCUGGAGAAGUCUGCCUGCUAGAGCAUGCGUCCUCCAAAGUUUGGACUGAAAUCUAAGAUUCCCAAUGCCUGCCACUUCUCUGCUUCCAGCAACUACCUGUGAAAUCCUCCAGCAAAGUGUGCAUCUCCACCCUUGCACAGGUGAGAAGACUAUCAACUGCAAUGCUGAGCAGGGCAGUUCUGGCCUUGAUUCCCCCAAGAUGUCUCAGUCUGUUCCAAAAGUGGAAAAAUCCUCUAGCCAACAGCAGGAGGAAGAUAAGCUGCCCAAAAAAGACAACAGGAAAGCAAAAGAAAGCUCUGCAAAGCCUCUGAACCACAAACCUGAGGCCAGGACUAAAGAGAAAAGAGCCUCCACAUCUGUCAAGAAGAGCAAGGACAAAAGCCCUUUGGCUCCCGCAUCAUCCACCACCACCACCACCGGAAGAAAUACCAUCAAAAGAUUUCCCCUAAAGCAGAAAAUACGUGCAGUCAACAUAAAGGCCCUGCAGCUGCCAAGUAUUAACAACCCGUCUCAAGGCAUAAAAGACCUGGAAAUCCGACUGCUGCAAGUCGAGUGCGAGGAGCUCAAAAACCGACUGGGCUGCCUGAGGGAAGGGCUAGUGGGUCAAAAACCAAGCGAUAUGGAGGAUUUAUUGAAACAGUCUCAGAAGGAGCUGUUGUGGCUUCAGAGGCAGCUGUCCUUCAUCUCAACGGGAGGCCCUGCGUGUAUUUUGUCAACUAGCAAGCUUGGAAAUGAUUUACCAUGUUUGCAGCCUUCAGUGCCACAGAAAACAUUUGAUGAGAUUCGAUUUUUAGAGGAGAAAACCCAGUUUUUUCAAUCUAAUGUCACCACACUAAGUCAAGAAAACCAUCUGUGGAGAUUUUUGGAAAAUGAACUGAAGGAUGCUGUGCAAGAAAAGAAUCGCUUGAGCCUUCAAUAUGCCAGUGUAUCCCACAAGGCCCUGCAAUAUGACCAGGUAAAAUCAGACUAUGAUCAGCUUAGAGAAACCCUCAUCAUAGUGACCAAAGAACGAGAUUUGGCUGUGAAGGAGAAACACCAGCUCCAAGUCAAGCUGGAGAACUUAGAGCAGGUCCUAAAGCAUAUGCGAGAGGCUGCUGAACGGCGGCAACAGCUGGAGUUGGAGCAUGAGCAAGCCUUGGCUGUUCUCAAUGCAAAACAGCAGGAAAUUGAACUCCUGCAGAAGGCUCAGGUUGAGGCCAAGAAAGAACACGAAGGCGCAGUUCAGCUGCUAGAGAACACCUUGGACAGCAUGCAGGCCAAAGUUCGAGAGCUAGAGGAGAAAUGCCGGACACAGAGCGAACAAUUUAACCUCCUUUCCAAGGAACUGGAGAAAUUUCGGCAGCAAGCUGGGAAGAUCGAUCUCCUGAGCAGUAACUCGGUGGCAUCCUCAGACCUCCCUGGCUCCCCUAGUAAAUCUCUGUCCCAGUUAAUGAAUGGAAUAGCCAACUCCAUAGGCAAAGGUCAUGAAAGCCCUUCUGGAAGUCGUUGUGUGAUUUCAGAGUUUAUACGACCCCUUCAGAUAUCCAGUGACAAACCAGAACAAUUGUCUGUCAAACCUACUUUCCUAUCCAGGUCAAGAUCCGGCAGCCCAAGAUGCAGAUUUGAUUCAGACAUGGAUAAUGAACGGAAUGCCAAUACCUCAAAGCAGAGAUACUCUGGGAAAGUCCAUCUUUGCAUCGCCCGUUACAGUUACAACCCUUUUGAUGGACCAAAUGAAAAUCCAGAAGCAGAGCUCCCCCUUACAGCAGGAAAAUACCUCUAUGUGUAUGGAGAUAUGGAUGAAGAUGGCUUUUACGAAGGUGAACUUCUGGAUGGACAAAGAGGACUAGUCCCUUCAAACUUUGUGGAUUUUGUUCAAGAUAACGAGGCCCGUUUGUCGAGCACAUUGAGCAGCGAACAGGAUCAGAAUUUUAUCAAUCAUUCGGGUCAUGCUUUGGAAGGGGGUGGUCUGCUGGAGAUCAGUCCACCAACUCACAUAGAGUCCAGUGUAAUCAAUAAUGGCGCAGGGACUCUGGAUGUAAACAUUGAUGAAAUCGGAGAAGACAUUGUGCCUUAUCCUAGAAAAAUCACCCUUAUUAAACAACUAGCCAAAAGUGUUAUUGUGGGCUGGGAGCCACCAGUAGUGCCACCUGGUUGGGGAACUAUUAACAGCUACAAUGUCCUGGUUGACAAAGAAGUACGGAUGAAUAUAUCCUUGGGAAGCAGAACUAAAGCUCUUAUAGAGAAACUUAACAUUGCUACCUGCACUUACCGAAUAUCAAUUCAGAGCAUUACAAGUAGGGGGAACUCAGAUGAGCUACAGUGCACUUUGUUAGUUGGAAAGGAUGUCAUCGUCGCGCCCUCUCAUCUAAAGGUGGACAACAUAACCCAGAUUUCUGCUGAGCUGUCCUGGCUUCCUACCAACAGUAAUUACAGUCACGUGAUUUUUCUUAACGAAGAAGAGUUUGACAUCGUCAAAGCCACUAGCUACAAGUACCAGUUUUUUAAUUUGAAGCCUAACAUGACCUACAAAGUGAAGGUCAUGGCAAAACCCCAUCAAAUGCCCUGGCAGCUUCCUCUGGAGCAACGGGAAAGAAAAGAGGCCUUUGUGGAGUUUUCUACAUUGCCAGCAGGUCCUCCAGCUCCACCUCAAGAUGUUACUGUACAGGCAGGUCCCACCCCCGCAACUAUACAGGUCUCCUGGAAACCACCAACUUUGACAUCAACAGGAACCUCCAAUGGAGCAAAUGUUACUGGCUAUGGUGUAUAUGCAAAAGGUCAACGGGUGGCAGAGGUGAUUUUUCCAGCAGCAGAGAACACGACCGUGGAGCUAAUGAGAAUACGGAGCUUAGACGCUCGGGACGUCACUGUAAGAACACUUUCUGCCCAGGGGGAAUCUGCGGACUCUUCCAUUGCUGCCAUUUCACCUGACCUACUGGUGCCUCCAACCCCUCACCCUAGAACUGCUCCCAAAUCUAAGCCAUUAGCAAGUGCCGGAGCCCCAAAUACCAAAGAUGAACAUUUAGGUCCGCAUUUAAAAAUGGAUGAGUCAUGGGAACAGACUCAUUCGGCAUCUCCUAUUCAUGGACACACGCUGGAGCCUCCUGCCCCCAACUUUCACGGCCCGCUUCAAGGAAGGAGGUCUCCCUCACCUAAUCGAAUACUCCCUCAGCCACAAGGCACACCUGUCCCGAAUACUGUUGCUAAAGCCAUGGCAAGAGAAGCUGCACAACGAGUUGCGGAGAGCAACAGGAUGGAGAAGAGGAGUGUAUUCAGUGAAAGGAGUACCGCAGCACCUUAUGCAAACUCGGAUGAUGAGGAAGAUGGCUACAAUUCUCCUAACAUUAAAAGGAGAGGGGCUUCAGUUGACGAUUUCCUUAAAGGCUCAGAGCUUGGAAAGCAGCCUCACUACUGUCAUGGAGAAGAGUACCACACUGAAAGCAGCAGGGGCUCCGACUUGUCUGAUAUCAUGGAGGAGGAUGAGGAAGAGCUUUACUCAGAGAUGCAGCUGGAGGAUGGUGGAAGACGGAGAGUUAGUGUAACAUCCCAUAAUGCACUCAAGGAGUGCUAUAAGAAUAAGACCACUGAAGCCGCUUUUUUGGAACAGCCUGACAAAUUUUCACAGCAGAUACAUCACAGUAAAAAGCUUUUCAGUAUCCCAGAAGUAGCUGAAGAGGAUGGUGACUAUUCUGAACUGUUACACAAGCAGGGGUUAGGUGCGCCCUAUAAAACGAAACCCACAGUAGCUAGAGACACUAAAUCACCUAGGGCCUACAAUCAAGACCAACAGCACAGCUUCUGGUAUCCAGCCAAGCACAGAAUUUCAGGCAUAGAGGAUAUGGCUUCAGAAGAAAAAGGAUGCAAAUAUAGUAGGUCCUUAACAAGAAGCCCAGACAGUGGCCUGGACUGCGGAAGUGAGGAAGAAGAGUCUCGUUUUAAUUUCAGGAAUGCUUAUGACUUGAUUUCUGCCAACGUUGCACCAAGCUGUUGUGCAGACACCAGUAACUGCUCUUGCAAAAAAACCACGAGGCCAUUGCUCGCUCGCAGGAAAACGUUAACCAGGCAAUGCAGCAUUGAAGAAGACUUUGGCGACUUGGGUCCUUUCACUGUAGAGUCUAGAAGUGAGGAGGCCAAACCCAGUUAUGAGAAAAAGUAUGAGACUCAGAAAUGUGAUAGAACAGAUCAUUUGUCUAAUGAAGAUAUUCAGGGAGGCUGGAAGACCAACUUAAAAGUGACUGAAUCUAGGGCAGCUGUUCCACUUGCAAAGCCAUCCCACAGAGACGCAGAAGACUCUCUGCUUUUAGGGAACCCAUCAUCCACAGGACGACCUGACAGGGUGGAGCACACGGGGCGAAGGUCAUCUCAUGGCAGUGCAGUGUCACAAAGGUCUCGACCAAUGUUGGUCCCUUCCAUUGAAAUUACAAUGGACAGUAACAGUGAAGGCGGUCGGUCUCGGUCAGGUAGUGAGGGAAAUAUUUCACCUGUAAAAGAAGAAGCUUAUUAUCGCAGCAUUGGUGGACACAAGACAUGGUCUCAGCAGCGUACCAUGGCCUCUGACUAUAGAUACGAUGGUUACGGCAGCCGGGACCGUCUUUCUCCAGAUAUUUAUGAAGAAUCAGAGACAGAUCCUUGCGCAGAGGACAUUUCUACUCGAAUAUUUGUUGCUCUCUUUGACUACGAUCCACUGACCAUGUCCCCCAAUCCUGAUGCUGCAGAAGAAGAGCUGCCAUUUAAAGAAGGACAGAUAAUUAAGGUUUAUGGAGAUAAAGAUGCCGAUGGAUUCUACCGGGGGGAAACCUGUACAAGAAUUGGCCUUAUUCCAUGUAAUAUGGUCUCUGAAAUCCAAGCAGAUGACGAGGAGAUGAUGGAUCAGCUUCUGAAACAAGGAUUUCUUCCUCUGAAUACACCAGUUGAGAAAAUAGUCAACUGUGACCGUUUCAAAGAGAGCACACGCUCUGUACACCGCAGAUCCAGAAAGUCUAAAAGAGAAAGGAACAGACGGAGUGGCAGGCAACAUUCGGUGUCGACAAGGAGGAUGGUGGCACUAUAUGACUAUGACCCACGAGAAAGUUCUCCUAACGUUGAUGUAGAGGCUGAGCUAACGUUCUGUACAGGAGAUAUUAUUACAGUAUUUGGGGAAAUUGAUGAAGAUGGAUUUUACUAUGGUGAACUGAAUGGACAGAAGGGGCUGGUUCCUUCAAACUUUCUUGAAGAAGUGCCUGAUGAUGUAGAAGUCUAUCUUUCUGAUGCACCAUCACGAUACACUCAAGAUACACCAAUGCGUACAAAAGCAAAAAGGGUUCCUCCUGAGAAUACAGGUACAUCAAGGAGAGCACCAUCCCCCACAGUCCAUCUCCAUUCUGGGUCACCUCCGUCAUCUAUGGGUUCUGGUAGCCCCGGGAGAGGCAGGGAAAUAGCCUCGAAAAAGAAAAAGGGGCUGCUUUCCAAAGGCAAGAAACUGCUGAAAAAGCUGGGUGCAGUGAAAUGAUUCAUGUACUUCUGGACAACUUGUAAAGCUUCCAGUCUAUGUAUUUUUUUUUUAACUUCAAAACUAGGGCUUUCAUGACUAUGCAGUACAUCUUUACAGAACCUUUGUAUUUUUUAACCCUUUCUGACAUCAGUAGAAUCAUGUGAAUUGCUUAAUCAAACAGCAAGAAAAAAAAAGGAAGUGGAUUUGUUGCUACUAAAGCUCAAAAUGUUGCCAAUGUGCUUUUUUCGUCAAAAAAAGGGACAGAUUUUGGGGAAUUAAGAACAGAAGGAUAACAUCUUUUUAUUUGAAGUCAACUCCACACCUAUAACUCCAUUGGAUAAAUCUCUGCAUUGAUUCUUCUUUGAUCAUAAGAAUGGGGGGAAAAAAGAAAAUCCUCUAAUCCUUAUUCAAAGAGAUCACCCCACAAUACCCAGUAUUUAUCUUUUUAAAAUGGUCUUGAAACUCCUAGUUUAAUCCGCCUUGAUGUUUGCCUUAUUAAUGCACAAUGAUUUGUACUGUCGACUAAAUAUACAGCGUAUACUUUGUAUGUACUGUGUAUUCAACUGUCUUCAUCCUCUGAGACAUGGUAAUUCAAGAUCACGUAAUGUGUUGCUGACUCCAUUUAAUGUCUGAUGUAACUCCUGGGAGUCUGAAAAUGUUGUGCAAGAUGCAUUUUUAAAAUAUUUGUAUAAGUUCCUUUAGUCUCCAUAUUCAGUGUACAAAAGCCAGAUACUGCAUAAAAGUACUCAGAAAAUGCACACAGUUUUAAUCAUUCAAAAUGUUUUAGAGCUCCUGGCAUGACUAGUGUAAAAGUUUCAGUAAACUGCCAGAAAAUAAAAAUAAUCUUUGUCCCCCAUGUGGUCUUGUUUGUGGAAGUGCAGUUUUCAGUUUAAAAAAAAAAUCGUUUUUCAUCUUACUGAUGUCAGGAUCAGGAUGAAAUGCAUGUAUUAGGCUCAGCAGUGAAAAGCUGUGUUACAUACACAAAACUGUAGCCAGUUAAAAAGCUCUAACAAUUGAUUAGAAAUAUCUCAAAACACUAACUUCAAUAUUGGCGUUUCUUGAUUUAAGCCAUCUUACAAGUUACUGGCAGUAACAUUGGCUGUUACUAUUUUGUAAUUCUUGUCCAUUUGUAAAUUGUUUUUACUGUUUAUACAUACUUUUCAGACUGCCUUUCUUUUGUAAUUUAUGGAAGGUUUAUAAAUGAAUGAUCAAAGCUUUCCCCAUUGUGUCUUCAAAGAAUUAUGUAAAUUAUUGUAAGAUACUAUUGUGUGCUAGAUUUAUGAAAUUAAAAAAAAAAAAAAUUACUGGCCUAAAUUUGUGGUAAAGUAUUGUGUGGGUGUGUGCAUGUGUACAGUUGUUCAUGUGUAAAAUAUUUUAUAUAAAAAAAUAAAUUUGAUAUUUUGUAAAAUGCAGCUUGCUUUGUCCAUUUUUUAAAUCUUCUCCCCCCAUAUAUAUAUAUAUUACUAAACUCCUAAUUGCUAUUUCUCAACACACACGUAUGUAUGCACGUACAUACAUGCAUA
Alligator sinensis (Chinese alligator) is the source of this 7126-nucleotide messenger RNA. RefSeq names its product RIMS binding protein 2 (gene RIMBP2). The record is from RefSeq and is a predicted model, not a curated record. NCBI's taxonomy places the organism in Eukaryota, Metazoa, Chordata, Crocodylia, Alligatoridae. The coding region runs from base 219 to 5621 and encodes 1800 amino acids. The transcript is spliced from 30 exons. Gene Ontology annotation, biological process: neuromuscular synaptic transmission. Gene Ontology annotation, molecular function: protein binding.